Molecule: messenger RNA, 2344 nt
Organism: Geodia barretti
Lineage: Eukaryota; Metazoa; Porifera; Demospongiae; Tetractinellida; Geodiidae
Source: the annotation of a GenBank genome assembly
UCUCCACAUUGAGUGAUAACAACAGGUAGUUUGGGUCUGCUGUUGGCUCCAACUGGGAUGUUCUCUAUCUUCCUGACUAUCAACAGUCCGUCCACCACCUUCCCAAACACCACGUGUUUCCCGUUGAGAAAUUCGCACUUGGCACAAGUGACGAAGAACUGACAGCCAUUGGUAGCAGGUCCACUAUUGGCCAUGGAGAGGAGACCUGGAUGGUCGUGUUUCAGUUUGAAAUUCUCAUCUCCAAAAGAGGGUCCGUAGAUGCUUGCAGACCCAGUUCCAUCUCCCUUGACAAAAUCACCUCCUUGCACCAUGAAAUCUUUGAUGAUGCGGUGAAAAGCUGCUCCCUUGUAGCCCCACUGGAACUCCGUCCUUACGAAACUCUCCCGUGCAAAACUGGCGGAAGUUUUCUGCAGUUUUUGGUACGACGUCUGCAAAGAGCUCCAUCUUGAUGCGCCCCACUGCCUGCCCGCCGAUUGAGAUGUCGAAGAACACCACUGGAUUGUCUGCCGCCAUGCUUGGUAAUAUACGCAUGCGCAAAUUGACUCGGUUUUGAAAGUGCAAAGGUCAGUAAUAACGAAGAGGGCGGAGAGACGAACUGAGGAGAGGCAGAAGCUGCGGGAAGGAGAGAAGGAGUCAUUCGAUAUGUCGGUCGACUUCAAGAAGAAUCAGGCCGCGCUAAAGGCCGCCUACAAUGACGUAUUGAGCAAGUCGUCAGACGUCAACUGGGCCGUGUUUGGCUACGAGGGAAACACGAACGUGCUGAAAGUGGUGGAAACUGGAGGUACACACUGACAUUCUCUGCACUAACAGCGAAGUUUUGAUUACUGCUGGUCUGUCUGUGUGUGUGUGGUACCCACAGAUGGAGGUCUGGAUGAGGUGGUGGAUGAGAUGAAUGGAGGGAAAAAUCUGUAUGUCUUCAUGAGAGUCACAGACCCCAACACACAGCUGCCCAAGAAUGUCCUCGUGAACUGGCAAGGAGAAGGUGUCCCUCCCUCACGGAAGGGUGUGUGUGCUCGUCACACUCACGACGUUGCAACCUUCUUUAGAGGAGCCCAUGUCACCAUCAAUGCCAGGUCAGAGAUGGAUCUGGAGGAGGACUGUAUUCUCGGCAAGGUGGCCAAGGCCUCAGGCGCCAACUUCAGCUUCCACAAGGAGAAGGCCAAACCAAUGCCUGAGGCAGGACCAGUGGGGUCAGUGUUCCAGAAGGCGAACCCAAGAGCAGACAUUGAUGCGAGGGCCAGAGAUCAGUUCUGGGUCAAGCAAGAGAAAGAGGAAGAGCAGCGCAGGGUUCAGGACAGGAAGACUGUUGCAGAGGAACGGAAGGAACUUGAACUGCAGCGCCGACAGCGCGAGGCAGAUCAAGCUUCAGCCAGGGAGAGAGCAGCCGAUCAGAGAGGGCGAUCUCUGGAGGAACAGAGGAAGAGAGAGAAGGAGAGACACGUGCAGGAGACAACCGCGCGAGAAGAGGCUCUGCAACAGCGACUGAAGGAAGAAGAGAGCUCAGUGGAGGCAGAGCGGAGGAGAGAACGCGACGAUAUGCAGCGCCAGCGAGUACAGGAGUACAAGAACAUCAGCUCUGCAGUCAGCAGUAAGAAGGCAGGGUUCGAGCAGCCUGCGGAAGAGGAGCCUCCCUCUCUGCCCCAGAGGCCACCCAAGAAGGCCCCUGUCCCGGUUCCGGAACCAGAGCCUGAGCCUGAGCCUGAGCCUGAGCCUCAGCCGGAACAGGAAUGGGAACAGGAAUGGGCACCUGAACCUGAGCCACUGUAUGAGCAAGAACCUGAGCCAGAACCUGAGCCGGAACCUGAGCCAGAGCCUGAGCCUGAGCAACAGUAUGAGCCACCUCCAGAAGGUAUAUAUACACAGUAAAUCUAUCAUGUGCAUCAAUUACUUUGUCCUUUGCGAAUCCAGAACCUCUGUAUGAUGAAGCUCCACCAGAGGAGCCAGAGCAGCCACUGUAUGAUGAGGCAGGCUACCAGGACGAGGUCCCUGCAGCUGGAGGAGGAGAGAGCCAGGGACUGACAGCCGUUACCAUCUAUGACUACCAGGCAGAGGACGAAGGAGAGCUAACAUUUGAUGUGGACGAGAGGAUUGUCAACAUUGAGAAGAUUGAUGAGGGGUGGUGGAGGGGAACUCGAGAGCUCGACGGCUCCUAUGGCCUCUUCCCAGCCAACUACGUGGAGCUGAUAUAGAGAGACAGACUCACUUUUCUUCCCCUAGCUUUCCUCUUUGUGUUGUAUGUAGAGAGAACGGUAUAGGUUUUUGAUUUCUGCUUUCACUGGUUUAUCAACCGGAGUUGUUUCAAAUUGGCAUUGUAUGAAUUCCCUUUUGUCACAUGCCCCGCAUA